Molecule: messenger RNA, 1875 nt
Organism: Fundulus heteroclitus (mummichog)
Lineage: Eukaryota; Metazoa; Chordata; Actinopteri; Cyprinodontiformes; Fundulidae
Gene: cplx2a
Product: complexin 2, like
Exons: 4
Coding region: 226-627 (133 amino acids)
Biological process (GO): synaptic vesicle exocytosis; neurotransmitter transport; regulation of neurotransmitter secretion
Cellular component (GO): SNARE complex; terminal bouton
Molecular function (GO): syntaxin binding
Source: RefSeq, a predicted model, not a curated record
UCUGCUGCAGCCUUACUCUGACACAGCCGGCAUGACUGCAAACUGAGAGCUGCUCACACAAAGAGAUGCACGGUGCUUCAUUUUAGACGCAUAAACUGUACGUUUUUUAUUUCUUCCCAGCGCGGGGAGGAAGGAAGACGGCUGAUUUAAAGGAGGCGCAUCAAAAGCAGGUCUGUCUCUGAUAACGUCGUCGGCUGAGGGAGGAGAACACAGAACUGCUUCAUCAUGAAUUUUAUAAUGAAAGCUGCACUGGGAGGAGGCCCCCCUGAUGUUGGCAAGAUGCUGGGCGGGGAGGAGAAGGAGGAGGACCCUGAUGCAGCAAAGAAAGAGGAGGAGCGACAGGAGGCGCUGAGGCAGCAGGAGGAGGAGAGGAAGGCCAAAUAUGCCAAAAUGGAGGCUGAGAGGGAACAGAUGAGGCAAGGCAUCAGGGAUAAGUACGGGUUGAAGAAAAAAGAGGAAGCUGAGGCCGAGGCAGCGGCGGCUGCAGAGGAGCCGGCAGCCGGCAGCUUGACCCGACCCAAGAAGGCCGUGCCGGCCGGCUGUGGAGAUGAGGAGGAAGAGGAAAGCAUCAUGGACACAGUGAUGAAAUACCUGCCAGGCCCUCUGCAAGACAUGCUAAAGAAGUAGCUUAGCCAGCUAACUAGAGCUAACAUUAUCUGGCUGAAUUUGCAGGCUACAUUCACAAGGUUGGCUUGAAUCAGGUUUUUACUGUCAACGUAGAUUCAACAUAGAAUUUAGAGGAGUGUUUUGGUGUGAAAUCACAGUUUUGUAGUAGGGGAACUUCUCAAACGUGAACCAACAGUUAGACUAAACUGACUCAACAGCCAGGUGAAUGUUAGCUAGAUCGACGUUAGCAUCAGCCAUGUUAAAUUUCAAAGCUAACAGCAAGCGGAGGGCUAAAGUCACAUUUCAGAUGGUUUGUCCUUCUAGUCUGAGAAGUUUUGAACUUUUUUUUCUCCUCUGCGUUAGCUGCAGCUCAGAAAAAUCACCGUCCACCACCUUCCCUCAGUUUGUACAUAAGAAAACCCCAACGCAUACCCUUCGAGGUGGGCAAACAAUCAUAGAUAUCACAUGUAAAAGAAUAUAUCAGUGGCUACUAAAAAAAAAGAAAAUAAUAAAUAACUUGAUAAGCCAUAUUUUAAGAACAAUUUAAAGACAAAUGUUGUGUGUUCCUAAAGUUUCUGUUACGUGUGUUCUUGUCUGAUAUUUAUGUAAACCUUUUUGCACACAAGUGUUACACGUAAUCUGUAGAACCUUUCGUUGGUCUUUCAGGCGCACUCCCCUCGAAGCUCAACAUGUUACACGUUCAUGUCGUACGGUGUUCAGAAAUGUUUCGACUUCCUUGCCCAGUGUUACGUCUCGCAUGCCAUUUGUCUGGACGGUUUGUCGUGUGAAUAUGUAGUCAAAUCCACCUAGUUCCUGUCUAUCUCAUUUCUUGUCAUGCAAAAAAUAUCAAGGCAAUAACUUAAGUUUGACUGUGUUUACUUCCAUGUUGAUAUAACCGUUAAUAAUAAUAGUAUCAAUAGUUUAAAAAAAAACUAUAUGUAUGUUUUCAGGAAACUAAUUUUGAUUUGCUGGGUGUUUCUUCCUUUGUUUGUUUGUUUUUUUUUGUUUGUUUUUUGUGGAAGAAUGACUGCUGUAGCUGUUCUACACAACAGCAAAAACCUUAAGCUUUCAGCCAUAAGACCAGAAGUUACAGUAUCUAUACUACUACAAUCAGGAUCAAUGGGAAGGAAUACAUGAAAGUUGAAUGAGAUAGUAGUUUUUUUAUUAUUAUUAUGAUUAUAUAGAAGAGAACCCAACUUGUUGGAGAGAGGCCACUUUCCUUCAAUACACAAUCCCAGCCUACUGAUUUUGUUUUACAAAAAAAAAAAA